Molecule: messenger RNA, 827 nt
Organism: Phalaenopsis equestris
Lineage: Eukaryota; Viridiplantae; Streptophyta; Magnoliopsida; Asparagales; Orchidaceae
Product: beta-galactosidase 2-like
Exons: 7
Coding region: 72-827 (251 amino acids)
Biological process (GO): carbohydrate metabolic process
Cellular component (GO): cell wall; vacuole
Molecular function (GO): beta-galactosidase activity
Source: RefSeq, a predicted model, not a curated record
AGAACGAAUUUGGGCCACCCGAGUAUGAUCAAGGAGAACCUGCCAAGAACUAUGUAGCAUGGGCUGCAGGAAUGGCGGUCGGUCUCGACACAGGAGUCCCAUGGAUCAUGUGCAAACAAGAUGAUGCUCCCGAUCCUGUUAUUAACACCUGCAAUGGUUUUUAUUGUGAUUACUUCUACCCAAACCAACCUUAUAAACCUACCAUGUGGACAGAAGUUUGGACAUCCUGGUUCACUGGAUUUGGAGUUCCUGUGCCACAUCGGCCUGUUGAAGACUUGGCCUUUUCUGUUGCGAAAUUUAUACAGAAAGGUGGAUCUUUUGUCAACUACUAUAUGUACCAUGGAGGAACGAAUUUUGGCCGCACAGCUGGUGGUCCUUUCAUUGCAACUAGUUAUGACUAUGAUGCUCCAAUUGAUGAAUUUGGUCUAUUGAGGCAACCAAAAUGGGGCCACUUGCGAGAUCUACAUAGAGCUAUCAAAUUGUGUGAGAUGGCUUUGGUUUCUAGUGAUCCUGUUGUGACUUAUUUGGGAAAUUCUCAAGAAUCACAUGUUUUCAGGUCAAAUUCUGGAGACUGUGCUGCAUUUCUUGCCAACUAUGAUGUGAAAUCUUAUGCUAGAGUUACUUUUAAUGGAAUGCAUUAUGACCUUCCUCCUUGGUCUAUUAGUAUCCUUCCAGACUGUAAAACCAUAGUUUUCAAUAGUGCACGGGCUGACCGUACUACUGACUGCACUGUUAUGGUUGCUGAGAAGACUCCGAUUGAAUCUCUAUGGGUUGCUUUCUCUUAUCCACCGCUUCCACCAUCCCAGACUUCUUCUCGUGUGCCUUAG